AUCGAAAUGAGGUGGUAAACUCUGUAUGCUGAUACUUUAAACCAACGUCGUAACGUCUGAAUAAAAAGAAUCUUUUAUAUAGUUACAUUGGGGAGGAGAGAUUUUUGGCGCUGAACAGUCGAGUAAAUUUUUUAAAGCCACGUAUGUCUCAGUUUCGUAAUUACAUUCUAACAAUCGCUUCUCUAAGCUUUUGUUUAAAGAAACAUUAAAAGAUGAUAGUUUUAUUUGUAUCACUUUAUUUGGCUUUUGCCUAUGCUGAUGUCGAUUCACAAGCAAGAUUACUAGCAUCAAAAAAUGUAGAAAAUAAAUUUAUUGUAGAAAAUAAAGAUUUAGUUAUUAAAUAUAGCAUAUUUAACAUUGGAUCUAGCCCUGCAAACCAGGUUGUUUUAAAUGACAAAUCAUUUUCAAUAUCAGACUUCGAGUUUGUUCGAGGCCAUUUACCUGUUGAGUGGAAAAGUAUUGCACCAGGUUCAAAUGUUACACAUAUUGUUGUGCUAAAGCCAUUGAAAAUUGGGUUUUUCAACUUUACAGCUGGUCAACUGAAAUAUCAACCUGGUGAAGGAAGUGAUAUACAAGAUGCAUUUACUUCAUUUCCUGGAGAAGGUUUUAUAAUGUCUGAAAUUGAGUUUUCUAGAAAACAUUCUCCACACUUGCUUGAAUGGUCAAUUUUUGCAUUAAUGUGUAUGCCAUCUUUACUUAUACCGUUUAUGUUGUGGUACAGAAGUCACUCAAAAUAUACGCAAGAGAAAAGCAAAAAACAUUAAAUUUGUUAUAUUUUGUAUUAAGUUGUUUUUCUAUUAUAAUAAUAAUAAUAAAA
This is a messenger RNA of Hydra vulgaris (swiftwater hydra), 817 nucleotides long. RefSeq names its product translocon-associated protein subunit beta. Lineage: Eukaryota; Metazoa; Cnidaria; Hydrozoa; Anthoathecata; Hydridae. Gene Ontology annotation, cellular component: endoplasmic reticulum. The record is from RefSeq and is a predicted model, not a curated record.